Molecule: messenger RNA, 1666 nt
Organism: Brassica napus (rape)
Lineage: Eukaryota; Viridiplantae; Streptophyta; Magnoliopsida; Brassicales; Brassicaceae
Product: E3 ubiquitin-protein ligase rnf8-B
Exons: 7
Coding region: 132-1529 (465 amino acids)
Molecular function (GO): metal ion binding
Source: RefSeq, a predicted model, not a curated record
AUCAUUUGUCGAUCCCAAAUUAAUUGAAAUUCCCGCCUUUACAGACCUGAGUAGAAGAAGAGGGAAACUGAGAGACAUCUGCCACAGAAGAAAGAGAUAUUCGCCGCAGUUUCUAGGGUUUCCAUCGCUUCAUGGGUUUCAUAGGUAUGGAAAACGUGGUUGCAACUGUGAGUGGCUAUCACGGCUCGGAGAGGUUCAAGCUCAUCAAGCUUAUCUCCCUUUCUGGUGCUAGUUAUGUCGGCGCUAUGUCAAGAUCCAUUACCCAUUUGGUUUGCUGGAAAUUCGAAGGCAAAAAGUACCAUCUUGCUAACAAGUUCAAUACAAUUGUAGUCAAUCAUCAAUGGGUGGAAGCUUGCAUAAGGGAAGGCAGACGAGUUUCCGAGGCUCCUUAUACCUUUGAAAGUGGGGAAGAGGUUGGUCCUUUGAUGGUUGAACUUCCUGCGGAUUCUGGAGAAGCUAAAGUCACUAAGAAGGCCAAUAAUCCUGCUGAUACUUUUGAUAAAUACUUUUCUAACGGUGAAGAAAGCAGGAGGAGCCGCCGCACUUCUGAGCUUUCCACUUGGAUGGACUCUGUCUUGUUGAAAGAGAAAAAUACAGAAUCAACCAGACACUCAGUGAGACUGAGAACAAAGAGGCCAAGUAAUAUUUUUGAAGACAAGGAAUACACUUGCGUGGCGGAAUCUUCACGGAAAGGAAAGAGGCGGUUAGUAAAGCCACGCUCUUCCAGAAACCUUAUCGACCUUGAUUCUGAUGGGGAAUCUGAUAGUAACUUUCAUGACAUUCCUGACAGGCAACAAAGAAAGUCUCAGGAUCCUAGGGAGCUUAAUGAUGAAAAUGUGGAGGACUGUGUUUUAGAACAAGGAGAAACAUCAGCUCGUGAACAUCCCCGAGACUCUACAACACAAGACUGGGCUGCGGAUGAAAUAGAGGAGUCUGAGAAUUGGAAUCAUUCAGCUGUAUUUAAACGCCCGAGAUCAAUCAAUGCAGAGAAAUCAAACUUCAACAAGCCCGAUUCAAGAGAAGAAGAGACGGAAGCAACUAAGAUGGUCUCUGCGCAGGUUUCUUGUGUCAUAUGCUGGACGGGGUUCAGUUCCACUAGAGGUAUUCUCCCUUGCGGCCACAGGUUUUGUUAUUCCUGCAUCCAGCAAUGGGUAGACCGUUUGGUUUCUGAAAGAAAGAAGACAACAUGUCCAUUGUGCAAGUUCAGUUUCGUAACUAUCACAAAGAUAGAAGACGCAGGAUCUUCUGAUCAAAAGAUAUAUUCACAAACAGUCCCUGACCCAUCUUCAACAAACAACUCUCUUGUAGUACUCCCUGAAGAAGGAGAAGAAAGACAAGGUUUCAAUCCACUGACUCGAGCUUCAGCGUGUGGUAGAUGCUCCCUCAGUGAACCAGUUGAUCUUCUCAUAAGAUGUCACAUCUGCAACUUCCGGCGGAUCCAUACUUAUUGUUUAGACCCUUAUCUGGUUCCUUGGACCUGCAACCAUUGCAAUGAUCUUCAGAUGCUUUACCAUCGUCGUGGCUACUAAAAAAGUGACAUUAUUAAAAGAUUAUCCCAUUUAUUUAUGGUUGUCAUAUGAAUAUAGGAAAUGAACUCCGCUAGAAAAAUGUUCUUCACAAACAAAAAGGAUUUUCAGAAGCUGUUUACAGUUUUUACCUUUCAAAA